AUGGCUCCCUUCUGGGGCAAUGCGGCAGUGAGCCUGGCGCUGUCUGUCGCAGUGGUCUCUGGGCAGACCCCCUCGCGGCAGGGUGCAAGCCCCGGCUACCAGGGUCUCAACAGCGUGUGUCCGGAACGAUGCAUCGUGUCGGGCCCCAAUCCGUCCAACUGGUCUGCCUACCAUAGCAUGGAUCAGCUUGAGAGCUGUAAGCAGGCCAUGUUCUACAGCUUCAAUCUGUACGACGACGUGGACGAUGCCGAAUCUCACCACCGAAUUUUCGCCUGCGCUGCAUAUGGCGAUGACUGGAGUAAUGAUGCAACGGCCCAGACUACGGCCAAACGCCCAGCCAAGGAGCAUCAGGCCAAAUAUGAGAUUGGCUGGUCGUCGCAGUCCCCCGGCACUGAGACAGGGUACCGCUCUUUGAUCAAGCAAAUGCGCGACUACAUCGCCAAUGGACAUGCUCCGUCCAACAAGACCACAAUGCUCUAUGCCGAGUUUGACGGCACCGCAGCUGGUCUUUACAUCGGCAAUAGUCUUCGCAGCACGGAUAUCAGCUCCUUUGCUCUGGAUCCUCUCGUGGACGACACGCACCAGUUUGACGGGCACCGAGAUGCCCUGGCCAUGCAGCUUUGCGGGCCGGAUUACGACUCCCAGCACGUCUUUGGCUUCAUGGCCGUCACCAACGGCACAUUUGGGGCUAUUCAGUCCGCACUGAAGUCUUGGUCUAAUGCCGAGUGCCUCGACUUUGAGCACAACCGGAACUUUACCGCCAGCACGCACUUUACCGCGCCCAUGCUCUCCUCCAUCAAGGGCAGCAACUCCACGGCGAACGGCACGGCCGCCGGAAACUCUACUUCAUUCGCCAACUCUAGCCGCCGCUGGGCCAGAGGCAUGCUCACCCCGAGAGCAGAGUGCCGAACCGAAAAGGUCCAACAAGAUGACAGCUGCGCCGCCCUCGCGCAGAGAUGCGGCAUCUCGGGCGCAGACUUCACCAAGUACAACUCGGAGAAGGGCUUCUGCUCCAAGCUGAAGCCCGGUCAGCACGUCUGCUGCUCCUCCGGCGACAUGCCCGACUUCCGUCCCAAGCCAAACCAGGACGGGUCGUGUGCGACGACCACGGUUGGCGAUGGCGAGAGCUGCUCCACCAUCGGCGCGGCGAACAGCCUCACCAACGACGACAUUGACGAGUUCAACAAGCAUACUUGGGGCUGGACCGGGUGCAAGAACAUCUUCAAGGAUGCCGUCAUUUGCAUCAGCAAGGGCUCGCCGCCCAUGCCCGCCGAGGUGGCUGAUGCGGAGUGCGGCCCUCAGGUUCCUGGCACCAAGCCCCCCAAAGACAUGACCAAGCUCGCAGAUCUCAACCAGUGUCCAUUGAAGGCCUGCUGCAACACAUGGGGCCACUGCGGCACGACAGACGAGUUCUGCACCGACACCGGCACCGGCGCCCCUGGCACAGCCAAGCCCGGCACCAACGGCUGCAUCUCCAACUGCGGCACCAAGAUCGUCAAGGGAAACGCGCCCACCCAAUACCGCAGCAUCGGCUACUACGAGGGAUUCCAGUUCAAGCGAGAGUGUCUCUUCCAAGACGCUCUGCAGAUUGACGAGUCCCAGUACACGCACCUGCACUUUGGCUUUGGCGACAUUUCGCCCGACUACCAGAUCAGCAUUGGCGACGACAUGACGAAGUACGAGUUCAACAACUUUAGGUAUCUUCGCGGGCCCAAGAAGAUUCUCUCUUUUGGUGGAUGGGACUUUUCGACACAGCCCGAGACGUACCAAAUCCUUCGACAGGGAACUACGCCCGCCAACCGCGUGAAGCUGGCGACCAACAUUGCCAACUUCAUCAAGGACAACAACCUCGAUGGCGUUGACAUUGAUUGGGAAUACCCGGGUGCCCCCGAUAUUCCGGGUGUUCCUCCUGGUGAUAAGAGUGAAGGCACAAACUACGUGGCCUUCCUUGCACUGCUGAAGAACCUCCUCCCCGGAAAGUCCGUCUCGAUUGCCGCCCCGGCCUCGUACUGGUACCUCAAGGGCUUCCCCAUCGACAAGAUCAGCAAGAUUGUCGACUACAUUGUCUUCAUGACUUACGACCUGCACGGCCAGUGGGACGCGGGCAACCCCAACGCGCAACUCGGCUGCAACGACGGCAUGUGCCUGCGCAGCCACGUCAACCUGACUGAGACGAUGAACUCGCUCGCCAUGGUCACCAAGGCGGGCGCCGACUCUGGAAAGAUCGUCGUUGGCGUCAGCAGCUACGGCCGGUCCUUCAAGAUGGCCUCGGCGGGCUGCGACGGCCCCAACUGCAAGUACACCGGCGGACGGCUGAGCUCCAACGCCAAGAAGGGCGAGUGCACUGACACGGCAGGCUACAUCUCCAACGCCGAGAUCAACGACAUCAUGGCCGACUCGUCCCGCGUCAACAAGCAUUUUGUCGACGCCGGCAGCAACAGCAACAUCCUCGUCUACGACGACACGGAAUAUGUGGCAUACAUGACGCCGGACAUCCGCUCCCGGCGCACCACGCUUUACAAGGCGCUCGGCAUGGGCGGCUCCGUCAACUGGGCGACUGACCUGGAAAAGUUCGUCGACGCGCCCUCGGGCGUCGACGGCUGGAAGAACUUCAAGCUGCAGAUCAAGGCGGGCAACAAUCCCGUGCGCCAUGCGGGCAGCCGGCACGGCAACUGGACCAAGUUGACCUGCGACGACCCGUAUUAUCAGGAGACGGCCGACUACUCGCCCGCCGAGCGCUGGGCUGGGCUCGACGGCGGCGACGGGUGGAGCGACAUUGUCGACGACUGGAAGAAGUACCGAGACGACGCCAAUGGCAGUCCGCGCUUGGGCUUCACAGCCUUUAUCGUGUACCUCAUUGGCGGUCCGCCCGGCGCGGACUGCGGAGAGAUCCUGUCUGGCAGCAGCUGCAGACAGACCAUUGACUGCAAGAACCUCGACGAGAAUGACAAGACGGGCCCAGCCGCCACGCUGAUCUGGAAUUCGUUUGUCAAGCUCAGCUCGACAUAUGCCAAGUACCACGAGUCUCUCGUCUCUGCCUCUGCUCUCCUGAUUGACAACUCGCUCGACGACCUGGAGAACAAGUUUGCCCCUGUGCCUCCCCCGAAGGAUGACUCGUGGCUGAACAUUCUGCUGGGCUUCGUUUCCAUGGGCACGCCGAUGAUUGGCGGCAAGUUCUUCUCCGAUGUUAUUGCCAAGCUCCCCGCGCUGGCUUCCAAGACCCCUCAGGCUCUCGAAAAGGGCAAGACGGCGUUCAACACCAUUCUUUCCGGUGGAGUCUUGAUUGGUACGAACCUCAAGGGGUCGUCCAAGGUUGAUGACUGGACUAGCGAUGCGCAGGAUCAGUUCUCCAACUACCUGGGCCAAAGCCUUUACGUCUGGGACAACAUCACCAAGACGGACCUCGACGACCUCUUUGACGGCUCCGACAAGUCCAUUGAGCGGCUGACGACACUCAUCUCUGGCGGCACGUUUGUCGACGGCGUCACGGACGAGGCAACGCAUGAGCAGAAGAAGUCGGUCGAGGACAGCUUCAUCCGUGCCUUCUACGGCUUCGCGAUCCCCUCCGUGUGGAAAGCCUCGGGUCACCACCCCUUCGUCAUUGACACUGGCCGCGAUUGCGACGACAAGGACGGCUCCAAGUAUACCAAGGACCUCAAGUCUGCGUGCCACGACGGGCGGCUGUACCAGCUGGCCGACCCGGAUGGCAAGUCGCACCCGAGCUGGGGCGGCAAGAGCUGGGGCGGCAUCAAGGUGGAGGACAUAAUCAUCGGAGCCGUGAGGACGUACAAGCAAAACGGCGAGCAAAACGGCGGCGACCUCGCCGACCCCACCGACUCGGGCUCGUUCGACAGCCUCGUCAAGGACGACAUCACGACGCCGGGCUACAUCCGACUCCCCGUGUGCAGCGAGACGCUGGCGCGCAAGUCGUGGGAAAACGCCGACAAGACGUCGGGCACGCGCGACAAGGACAACUUCCCGUGCAACGUGGCCAACGGCAAGGACUACUGCAGCGGGUCGACGUUCGAGGACCAGACGAGCGGCGCGUCGCCGCCCGUGGCGGACUGCCUGCAGAUCGUCAAGAACAUCGAGGGCACGUCCGGGUCGUGGAACACGUUCAUCGAGACGCAGCGCGAGAUCCUGCACUACGGCGAGUGCAAGUUUGGCGUCACGGGCAAGGGCCGCAAGGGCAACUCCAACUUUGACGUGGGCGCGCAGGACGUCGUCGACAUCAUCAAGGACGCCGUCAGGCAGUUUGGCGGGGGCGGCAAGGUUGGCGCAAAGGGCACGAUGCAGUGCAACGGAAACAUUAAACAGCAAAAGGUGGAAUGGGGCCUCUACUAA
Purpureocillium lilacinum is the source of this 4344-nucleotide messenger RNA. The record is from RefSeq and is a predicted model, not a curated record. Lineage: Eukaryota; Fungi; Ascomycota; Sordariomycetes; Hypocreales; Ophiocordycipitaceae.